AUGGCCAACAGUCUUGAGGCUAAGAUUGUAGUGCUCGGCAGCCAGGGCGUAGGAAAGACGUCCUUCGUGCACCGAUAUGUCAAGAACGCAUUCACACCACCUUCUACGCAGUCUACGAUUGGCGCGUCAUUCUUGACAAAGAGGGUCAUCGACGCCGAUACAUCCACAGUCGUCCGCCUACAGAUCUGGGACACAGCGGGGCAGGAACGUUUCAGGUCCAUCUCCAAACUCUACUACAGAGGAGCAAAUGCAGCUGUUCUCUGCUAUGACAUCACCGACCCACAUUCGUUCGAAGAGAUGGGCAGGUGGCUGAAGGAACUCAAGACGAACCUUGGGGACGACAUUAUCCUGCACGUUGUAGGAACCAAGUCCGACGUGGUCGCCGAAGACCCCUCUCAGCGCAAAGUCCCCUUUGAGCGAUGCAUAGCAUACAUCGCCGAGCAGUUAUAUCCUACGCAAAGCGCACAUGAGCACAGUGGGCAUCCCGGAGGUUAUGGCUCGGCACCUGCGGCUUUUCGCAGUGGCGCUACGGCAUCUCCUCAAAGUAACAGGUCCAGUGGAUUCUGGGGUCAGGACAUUGGAUGGGAUUGUUGCCAUGAGAUCAGCGCGAAGGACGGCGAAGGCGUCGACGAGGUGUUCCGGGUCAUCACGAGGAAACUGGUCGAACAACAGCAACGCAAAUUUGAGGCUGAGCAGAGACAGCUUACCAUGGCCGGCGUAACACCAGGUAUCGACGUGCACGGCAACACCAACGGAUACUUCGAUUACCCUGGAAAUGGAAAUGGAAGCUUCCGCAUCGGAGCGGGAGACAAGCGGCGAAGCUGGCUGGGAUUUCCUACUACACCUGGAGUGGGCGGUCAUCAGCAGGAAUGGGAACAAGAUAUCGAUAGAGCCCAGAAGUCGAAGGGUGGCAGAUGCUGCUGA
This is a messenger RNA of Didymella exigua CBS 183.55, 924 nucleotides long. Its product is annotated as GTP-binding protein yptV5. Gene Ontology annotation, cellular component: endomembrane system. Bases 1 to 924 code for a protein of 307 amino acids. Gene Ontology annotation, molecular function: GTPase activity; GTP binding. The transcript has 2 exons. The record is from RefSeq and is a predicted model, not a curated record. NCBI's taxonomy places the organism in Eukaryota, Fungi, Ascomycota, Dothideomycetes, Pleosporales, Didymellaceae. Gene Ontology annotation, biological process: intracellular protein transport.